UUAGGCAUAACAAGUGGAAUUCCUACUGUUGGACUAUUAGUAUAAAAUUUUAUAUAACUUGGACUUAUAUUUUUAAUAAUAAAAUGAAGAAAGCAAGUAGUAAAAAUCAAGCAUAUGCUUCUAGUCAAGAAGAUAGUGAAAAUGAUAGUGAUGAAACUGAAUGCAGCAUUGGCAGUAAUUCAACAGCAGAUAAGCCACUUUAUAAGUAUUGCUGCAGUGUUAAAGAAGAUCAUGGGCAGCCAUUGUUUGGAGUACAGUUUAAUCAUCAUUUGAAAGAAGGUGAACCAUUAAUAUUUGCUUCAGUGGGAAGCAAUCGAGUAAGCAUUUAUGAAUGUCCAGAAGGAGGAAAUAUCAGACUACGUCAAUGUUACGCAGAUCCUGAUCCAGAAGAAAAUUUUUAUACUUGUACUUGGACUUAUGAUGAUUCUGGAAAACCUUUACUAGCAGUGGCUGGAUCACGUGGUGUUGUAAGAGUUAUUAGUCCUGUAACUAUGACUUGCAUUAAACACUAUAUUGGACAUGGUCAUGCAAUAAAUGAAUUAAAAAUUCAUCCUAAAGAUCCAAACAUAUUACUUUCUGCAUCAAAAGACCAUGCUCUUAGACUAUGGAAUAUAAAAACUGAUGUAUGUAUAGCAAUAUUCGGUGGUGUUGAAGGUCAUAGAGAUGAAGUUUUAAGUGCUGAUUUUGAUAUGAAAGGGGAACGUAUUAUUUCAUGUGGCAUGGAUCAUGCUUUGAAAUUAUGGUCAUUAGAUAAACCUGAUAUGCAAGAAGCAAUAAAGCAAUCCUACUAUUGUAACCCUAGUCGUAAUGGAAGACCAUUUGAUUCAAUACUUCAGCACUUUCCAGAUUUUACUACACGUGAUGUUCAUCGUAAUUAUGUUGAUUGUGUCAAAUGGUAUGGUGACUUUAUUUUAAGUAAAUCUUGUGAAAAUUGUAUUGUUUGUUGGAAACCAGGACGUCUUGAAGAUUCUCAGCUACGGAAUGGAGAAACAAGUGCUACUGUGUUACAUAGGUUUGAAUUCAAGGAAUGUGAUAUAUGGUUUAUACGAUUUUCAAUGGAUUUUUGGCAGCGUACAAUAGCUUUAGGAAAUCAAGUGGGUAGAACAUAUGUAUGGGAUUUAGAAGUUGAUGAACCUGGUCAAGCACGCUGUUACUCGCUCCAACAUCCUAGAUGUACUGCACCUAUACGUCAGACUAGCUUAAGCAGAGACGGUUCAGUUUUAUUAUGUGUUUGUGAUGAUGCUACUGUAUGGAGAUGGAAUCGAGAACAUUAA
This is a messenger RNA of Eufriesea mexicana, 1274 nucleotides long. RefSeq names its product polycomb protein EED. NCBI's taxonomy places the organism in Eukaryota, Metazoa, Arthropoda, Insecta, Hymenoptera, Apidae. The transcript has 2 exons. Bases 84 to 1274 code for a protein of 396 amino acids. The record is from RefSeq and is a predicted model, not a curated record. Gene Ontology annotation, molecular function: protein binding.